AUGCAGGACUCGAGUGAAUUCGCUGCGGAGAACCGCAGGCGCAUGCAUGCCGGCGAACUCUAUUACGCUUUCACACCCGACCUUACUGCAGACAGGCGACGAUGCGGGGCAGCCUGCGCUAGAUAUAACGCUGCUGGGGGGAACGUGUCUAGGCGCCAUCUCCUCGAGUUGUGGAAAGAGCUCGGCAAGAACGUGUACGUCAACUUCGGGAGCACAUGGCUAGACACGUGCUUAAUCACCGUCGGUGACCGCACGCUCAUCGGUCCCAAUUGCUCCUUCUUCAGCGCCACGCACCCUCUAGACCCAACCCUUCGCAAUGGAACUUCCGGUCCCGAAUCAGGAAAGCCCAUCGUUAUUGGCCCGGAUUGCUGGCUCGGCGGUAACGUAACGAUUCUGGCGGGUGUGACGAUCGGUCGGGGAUCAACCGUUGGAGCUGCGAGUGUCGUGACAAAGGACGUGCCCGAGUAUACUUGCGUGGCUGGGAACCCCGCUAGAAUUAUUAAGAGAGUUGACGUAUCGGCGCCUCCUCCUGAUGAGGGCGGCGCUGUUGUGACCGAAUAG
This is a messenger RNA of Scedosporium apiospermum, 561 nucleotides long. Its product is annotated as Tetrahydrodipicolinate N-acetyltransferase. Gene Ontology annotation, molecular function: acetyltransferase activity. NCBI's taxonomy places the organism in Eukaryota, Fungi, Ascomycota, Sordariomycetes, Microascales, Microascaceae. The transcript has 2 exons. The record is from RefSeq and is a predicted model, not a curated record. The coding region runs from base 1 to 561 and encodes 186 amino acids.